GGUGUAUAUAGAGUUUAAAAACAGUUAAUCAAGUUAGCGUUGCAAGAGACACUAGUGACCAUUUUAUUUUAUUAUUAUUAUUAAUUUAUUUUUACAAUGUGGUAUUUUUUAUUUGCAUGCGUAAUGUGGUAAAAACAAAGUUGAAUACAAGCUGUCACAUGAUGUUUGUGUAUAUGGCCAGUAUUGGUUACGUUCUUUUUUUCUUUUUUUUUUCUUUUUCAGAUUCAGUAGUUCCCUUUGCAGACAAUAAAGCGUGCAGAAAAUGAAGUGAUGGAUGCAUGAUGUGACUCAAGGUGGGGGGAAAAGAUCACGGCAAUGGUACAUUUUGUUUUUCAUUAUGGUUUUUUCAUGCUGUGCUGUUAUUUGUUCAAAUCGUCAAACUGCAGAGAACAAAGACAAUGGGGUAACCUUUCAUAGGGUGCCCAAGAAUAAAGAACAACGCAAGCUUUGGGUUCAAGCUUUGUGCCGUAUAGAUCUUUCUACAGGACAACUAUGGGAACCAACCAAUUUCAGCUACAUCUGUUCACAGCAUUUCAGACCAGAGGACUUUGACCGUACUGGCCAAACUGUGCGUCUGAGAAAAAAUGUUGUCCCCUCAGUGUUCUUAUUUCCGUCUAAUUUUCAGCGAAAACCAGUCAAGAAACGAACUACAAAUACAUCACAGAGAACACCGGCAAGUGAUGUUGAAGUUCCCUGUAGUAAGGACAAAGAGGCUUUAGAAAAUCUGGACUCCAGUAUUGCUCAAGCUAUAGCAUCGGAUCACUCUUACAUUAUCACAGACAGCCCCCGUGAGCUCAAGAGGAAAUUGGAUGAUCUGAUCGAGCAAGCAGAAAUCCUGCAACAGCAACUGUACAAUGCAACACAUCGAAAAAAAUGCCUCCACACAGCCACGGGGGUGGGCACACUGGAAAACUACAAAUGUGAUCUUCCUGAAUGACUGCCAAUACAUUGCUGCCCUAAAUCAACAGAUGUGAUUGAAUAUCAGCAGCAGUACAUUUUGCAAAAUGAACAUCAAAUAACGUGGCAUUGUGAUCCCUUUAAAUAGCGUGUGCCAUUAUAGCAAUGGUAGAGAACACUAAACAUUUUUUUGUGAGUGAUCAAACAUACUGUU
Messenger RNA from Acipenser ruthenus (sterlet), 1111 nucleotides. RefSeq names its product THAP domain-containing protein 6-like. The coding region runs from base 275 to 937 and encodes 220 amino acids. The transcript has 5 exons. The record is from RefSeq and is a predicted model, not a curated record. NCBI's taxonomy places the organism in Eukaryota, Metazoa, Chordata, Actinopteri, Acipenseriformes, Acipenseridae.